Messenger RNA from Aspergillus chevalieri, 1434 nucleotides. It is a transcript of the gene ppt1, whose product is annotated as protein serine/threonine phosphatase PPT1. Lineage: Eukaryota; Fungi; Ascomycota; Eurotiomycetes; Eurotiales; Aspergillaceae. The coding region runs from base 1 to 1434 and encodes 477 amino acids. The record is from RefSeq and is a predicted model, not a curated record. Gene Ontology annotation, molecular function: protein binding; protein serine/threonine phosphatase activity. The transcript is spliced from 5 exons. Gene Ontology annotation, cellular component: cytosol; nucleus.
AUGUCUUCGGACAUCGAGGCCGCCAACGCACUCAAGGUGCAAGGAAACAAGGCGUUCGCUCAGCACGAAUGGCCGACUGCCGUGGAUUUCUACACAAAGGCGAUUGAGAAGUAUGACAAGGAGCCGUCGUUCUUCAGCAAUCGCGCUCAGGCGCAUAUUAAACUCGAGGCGCAUGGGUUUGCGAUUGUGGAUGCAACGAAGGCGUUGGAGCUUGACCCGGGUUAUAUCAAGGCAUACUGGAGGCGUGCCCUUGCCAACACCGCUAUCCUUAACCACCGUGAGGCCCUAAAAGACUUCAAAGCCGUCGUCAAGCGGGAACCCAACAACCGCGAUGCGAAACUCAAGCUAGCAGACUGCGAGAAGCUCGUCCGUCGUAUGGAAUUCGAGAAGGCGAUUGAGGUUGGCGAUCCGCCUUCGGCUUUCGAAGAUCUGGAUAUCGAUUCGAUGGCGGUGGACGAUGGAUAUGAUGGUGCCCGGCUUGAGAAGGAAAUGACACAGGAGUUUAUCGAUGAUAUGAUUGAGCGGUUCAAGAACGGGAAGAAGAUCCACCGCAAGUACGUGUUCCAGAUCAUCAAGGCGGUUAGAGACCUGGUCUAUGCGGAACCGACGAUGGUUGAGAUCGGGGUGGAAGAGGGGAAUAAACUGACAGUGUGUGGUGACACACACGGUCAAUUCUUCGAUCUUCUCGAAAUCUUCCGAAGAAACGGAUACCCCUCGGAGAAGCAUGCAUACCUCUUCAACGGAGACUUUGUCGACCGUGGCUCGUGGUCGACAGAAAUCGCCUUGCUCCUCUACGCAUACAAGAUGCUUCGUCCCAACGGGAUCUUCCUCAACCGUGGCAACCACGAGACGGACGAUAUGAACAAGGUUUAUGGUUUCGAAGGAGAAUGCAAGGCCAAGUACAACGAGCGGGUAUUCAAGGUCUUCUCCGAGUCGUUCUCCGCUCUGCCCUUGGCCACUUUGAUUGGCAGCAAAUACUUGGUUCUGCACGGUGGUCUCUUCUCGGACGACAACACAUCCUUGGACGACAUCCGGAAACUGAACCGACACAACCAGCGCCAGCCCGGCCAGCAGGGUCUGAUGAUGGAGAUGCUCUGGACAGACCCGCAAACGGCACCUGGCCGUGGACCCAGCAAGAGAGGCGUUGGUCUCCAGUUCGGUCCCGAUAUCACCAAGCGGUUCUGUGAGAAAAACGGUCUCGAGGCCAUUAUCCGUUCGCACGAGGUCCGCAUGGAGGGUUACGAGGUCGAGCACGACGGACGCUGUAUCACCGUCUUCUCCGCACCGAAGUAUUGCGAUACGACAGAGAACAAGGGCGCCUAUAUCAACCUGGGACCAGAACUCAAGCUCGAUUACCAGGUGUUUGAGGCGGUGCCUCACCCUCCUAUCAAACCGAUGGCAUACGCCCAGAACUCGCUUCUAUCUAUGAUGUGA